Messenger RNA from Centropristis striata (black sea bass), 2343 nucleotides. Its product is annotated as transcriptional repressor scratch 1-like. The transcript is spliced from 2 exons. Gene Ontology annotation, molecular function: DNA-binding transcription factor activity, RNA polymerase II-specific; RNA polymerase II cis-regulatory region sequence-specific DNA binding. The record is from RefSeq and is a predicted model, not a curated record. The coding region runs from base 774 to 1616 and encodes 280 amino acids. NCBI's taxonomy places the organism in Eukaryota, Metazoa, Chordata, Actinopteri, Perciformes, Serranidae. Gene Ontology annotation, biological process: regulation of DNA-templated transcription.
GAGAGAGAAGAGAGAGGGAUACAGAAAGAGAAAGAGGGGACGCUGUUGAUCCAUUCGGCCGCAGGGAGUCUAACUGUGUUUUUUUUUUCUUUUUACUUCAGUUGUCGUCAUUAACUGGAAUUAAGGACUAUUUCUGUGGCAAAGAGGAGAGGACAAGGUGUCCGACAUUUUUUUUAAAAAAGCUUCCAAAAAUCGUCCUCUCAUUUUCCCUCCUCUUAUUUUCUUCGCAUCCCUCCCCCCUCCUCCUCCUCCUCUUCCUCCUCUUCCAUCUCUUCUUCUUUAAAGGGAGCCGCUGCACGCGCUGCAGGGUGCCUUCCACCGCCUGUUAUUUUUGUUUUUUUUUUGUUUUCUGACUGCUCACGAGCCUCUGCCCCUCUGCCCGCGAGCACAGAGCGCGCGGCCCCCCCCGGAGGGAGCUGUCCGGUGCUGAAGUUGCAUUUCUCAGCCUCUCUCUCUCUCUCUGCAAGAGGACUAAAGCAGGGAGGACAGUCAGAGAGACAGAAAGAAAUAAGAAGUAAAGCGCUGGUUGAACUGUUUUACCGGCUCACGGUUUGCGCUUCCCUUAAAAAAAAGGAAAAAUCUCAAGACAAUCUUCCUCCGGUUCUCCUGUCUUGUUGGUGUGUAACGGACGAGUCAGCACGCUGGCCAGGCCGUCGGCAAACGGCUGUGUUUGUGAGUGUGUGUCGUUGUGUUUGUGAGUGUGUGUGUGUGUGUGUGUGUGUGUGUGUGUGUGUGUGUGUGUGUGUGUGCGUGCGUGUGUGUGUCGCACCACCAUGCCAAGGUCUUUCCUGGUGAAAAAGGUGAAACUGGAUGAUCUCUCCAACGGAGCGGAUUUGGAGAACGUCUACCGGCACCGGACAGACCUCAGCCUGCGGCUCCAUGACAAAGCUGGUUACAUCAGUGACUACAUCAGCCCUGUUGUGUACGAUGGCGAGAGUGACGGUGGGAUCAAGAUACCCUCCCCCGACCCCCUCUACGAUGGCAUCCACAGUGACUACGGGGCCCCUGACUCUGAGUCUCCGGACAGUCCCGGCUCAGAAAUCACUGACGGCUACAUCAACGGAGAUGCUGCUGUGAGCGAGGGUUACACAGUCGACGCCUUCUUCAUCACCGAUGGCCGCUCGAGGAGGAAAGCUAUCAGCAGUCCCAGGACCAUCCAGAGGCACACCUGCAACGAGUGCGGCAAAACCUACGCCACGUCUUCCAACCUGAGCCGGCACAAACAGACACACCGCUCGCUGGACAGUAAGCUGGCAAAGAAAUGUCCAACCUGCGGUAAGGUGUACGUUUCCAUGCCCGCCAUGGCCAUGCACCUGCUCACUCACGACCUCAAGCACAAGUGUGACGUGUGUGGGAAAGCGUUCAGUCGCCCCUGGCUUUUACAGGGCCACAUGCGCUCUCACACAGGCGAGAAGCCGUUUGGAUGCGCCCACUGCGGGAAGGCCUUCGCUGACCGCUCGAACCUGCGCGCUCACAUGCAGACCCACUCGGCCUUCAAGCACUUCAAGUGUAAACGCUGCAACAAGACCUUCGCGCUCAAGAGUUACCUGAACAAGCACUACGAGUCUGCCUGUUUCAAAGGCCCCUUCUCUCCUCUCGGCCCCCUAGAUGCAUGACCCCCUGCAUAGAUAAAACAACGGACAAAACUGCAGACAUAAAUUACCAUAAUCCUACACACUGAACUGAACUGCAGACACAAACUAUCUAUUUUUGGUCAGAAUAUGACCUUGCUUUCCCUCCCCCCCCUUCUAUCACUUUCCCCACACCUUGCUUUCCUUGGAGCCUAUUCAUGAUGAUGAAGAUAGCACAAUUUUUUCUCCUUGAGAUUUGCCCACUUAAGGAUUUAACUGAUCUACGCAUGCACUUCCUCAAAAACUCUUCACCUCCUCUUCCUCCGUCUGUUCUGGAUGGAGACAAUAAUACUAACACGGCUUCCUUCUGGCAUCUAGAUACAGUAUGGCAUCAUAUAUUUUGGGACACUGAUGAUGAUGAGGAUGACGACAAAGACAAUACUAAGCCUAUAGCUAUUGGGUUCCUCCCUGCACUGAAAUGCAGUGAAAGAGUUUUCCCUUCUGAUUUUCUUUUUUGGGGAAUUAUAGUAAUAAUAAUAGUAAUAAUACUGAUAAUAAUAAUGUUUUGCUGCACCAAGUGACCAUAUUCUCUCCACUAAUGAGGUAAAAAAAUACUAUUUAUUUAUUUAUUUACUUAUUUAUUUUAACAUUUUUUUUUCUUUUUUAUUUAUUGUAUGUUUAUACUUGAUUUGAUAACAAUGAAGUUAACUUAUUUGUUGCACUUUAAUUUCUGUAUGUAUGUAGGAUAUUUGCCAACCUCUUUCUAUCACUA